UGGCAUGCAUGCCGCUGGUAGGAGCCCCCACAUAAAAAUUGCUUCAGAAAUCUGUUAGUACUUCUUUCUCAAGAAAACUUAUGGCUCCUGGACCACAGCUGUUUGUAAGAUGGACAUAAGCUGGACAACCUUCAGUGGGCUUUAAACUUUGAAUUGGAUGUGGACAUUUUUCUCUCGGAUGACAGAAUCACUCCAACUUCCCCUUUGCGAUUGCUUCCUUUUCUUCAAGGUAGUUGUAUCUUGUUUUCUUUGAAAAUCUUUUCCUUCCAAAGUUGCCUGCCAUGCCAACAGUCAUCAGUGCAUCUGUGGCUUCACGAACAGGGGCUGAGCCCAGGUCGCCAGGGCCAGUUCCCUGCACAGCCCAAGGCAAGACCACCGAAGGUGGGGGUGGAAACUCAAGUGGCUUCUAUUCAGCAAUCAUCAGCCGCAAUUUUCCUAUUAUUGGAGUGAAAGAGAAGACUUUUGAGCAGCUUCAUAAGAAAUGUCUGGAAAAGAAAGUUCUUUAUCUGGAUCCUGAGUUCCCACCGGAUGAGACCUCUCUCUUUUACAGCCAGAAGUUCCCCAUCCAGUUUGUCUGGAAGAGACCUCCGGAAAUUUGCGAGAAUCCCCGGUUUAUCAUUGGUGGAGCCAAUAGAACGGACAUCUGUCAAGGAGAUCUAGGGGACUGCUGGUUUCUUGCAGCCAUCGCCUGCCUGACUCUGAAUGAGCGGUUACUUUUCCGAGUCAUACCGCAUGAUCAGAGUUUCACCGAAAACUAUGCGGGGAUCUUUCACUUCCAGUUUUGGCGCUAUGGAGACUGGGUGGAUGUGGUUAUUGAUGACUGUCUACCAACGUACAACAAUCAACUGGUUUUCACCAAAUCCAACCACCGCAAUGAGUUCUGGAGUGCUUUGCUGGAGAAGGCCUAUGCUAAGCUCCAUGGUUCCUAUGAAGCCCUAAAAGGUGGGAACACUACAGAGGCCAUGGAGGACUUCACAGGAGGGGUGACAGAGUUUUUUGAGAUCAAGGAUGCUCCCAGAGACAUGUACAAGAUCAUGAAGAAAGCCAUUGAGAGAGGCUCCCUCAUGGGUUGUUCCAUUGAUGAUGGCACGAACAUGACCUAUGGAACCUCUCCUUGUCUGAACAUGGGAGAGUUGAUUGCACGGAUGGUGCGGAAUAUGGAUAAUUCGCUGCUCAGGGAUUCAGACCUCGACCCCAGAGGCUCAGAUGACAGACCAGCCCGGACAAUUGUUCCGGUUCAGUAUGAGACAAGAAUGGCCUGCGGGCUGGUCAAAGGUCAUGCCUACUCGGUCACUGGUCUGGAGGAGACCCUGUUCAAAGGUGAGAAAGUGAAGCUGGUACGGCUGCGGAACCCCUGGGGCCAGGUGGAGUGGAACGGCUCUUGGAGUGACGGUUGGAAGGACUGGAGCUUUGUGGACAAAGAUGAGAAGGCCCGUCUGCAGCACCAGGUCACAGAGGAUGGAGAGUUCUGGAUGUCAUACGACGAUUUCAUCUACCAUUUCACAAAGCUGGAGAUCUGCAACCUCACAGCUGAUGCCCUGGAGUCUGACAAGCUCCAGACCUGGACAGUGUCCGUGAAUGAGGGCCGCUGGGUGAGGGGCUGCUCUGCUGGAGGCUGCCGCAACUUCCCAGACACUUUCUGGACCAACCCGCAGUACCGUCUGAAGCUCCUGGAGGAAGACGAUGACCCUGACGACUCCGAGGUGAUCUGCAGCUUUCUGGUGGCCCUGAUGCAGAAGAACCGGCGGAAGGACCGGAAGCUGGGGGCCAACCUCUUCACCAUCGGCUUCGCCAUCUACGAGGUUCCCAAAGAGAUGCACGGGAACAAGCAGCACCUGCAGAAGGACUUCUUCCUGUACAAUGCCUCCAAGGCCAGGAGCAAAACUUACAUCAACAUGCGGGAGGUGUCCCAGCGCUUCCGCCUGCCCCCCAGCGAGUACGUCAUUGUACCCUCCACCUAUGAGCCCCACCAGGAGGGGGAAUUCAUCCUCCGGGUCUUCUCUGAAAAGAGGAACCUCUCUGAGGACGUUGAAAAUACAAUCUCCGUGGAUCGGCCAGUGAAAAAGAAAAAAAACAAGCCCAUCAUCUUCGUUUCAGACAGAGCAAACAGCAACAAGGAGCUGGGUGUGGACCAGGAGUCAGAGGAGGGCAGAGGCAAAACAAGCCCUGAUAAGCAAGAGAAAUCCCCACAGCCACAGCCUGACAACUCUGACCAGAAAAGUGAGGAACAGCAGCAUUUCCGGAACAUUUUCAAGCAGAUAGCAGGCGAUGACAUGGAGAUCUGUGCAGAUGAGCUCAAGAGUGUCCUUAACACAGUUGUGAACAGACAUAAGGAACUGAAGACGCAGGGGUUCACGCUGGAGUCCUGCCGUAGCAUGAUUGCUCUCAUGGAUACGGAUGGCUCUGGAAGGCUAAACCUACAAGAGUUCCAUCACCUCUGGAAGAAGAUUAAGGCCUGGCAGAAAAUUUUCAAACACUAUGACACAGACCAAUCUGGUACCAUCAACAGUUAUGAGAUGCGAAAUGCAGUCAAUGACGCAGGAUUCCACCUCAACAGCCAGCUCUACGACAUCAUCACCAUGCGGUACGCAGACAAACACAUGAACAUCGACUUCGACAGUUUCAUCUGCUGCUUUGUCAGGCUGGAGGGCAUGUUCAGAGCUUUUAAUGCAUUUGACAAGGAUGGAGAUGGCAUCAUCAAACUCAACGUUCUAGAGUGGCUGCAGCUCACCAUGUAUGCCUGAACCAGGCUGGCCUCAUCCAAGGCCAUCCAGGAUCACUCAGGAUUUCAAAUUCACCAAAUAUAGCUAGAGCCACUUACCUCAAAGGACCGAGUCCCCCAGCCUCCAGGCACCUCGGCAGUCUUGUUCCUCCUCUACUCCCUACUCGGCUUGAUAUGUCAUGUCCAACCUGACCCUUAAGUAAAGCAAUGAGGCAUGGAGAACAACUUCGUUGCUUUGCCACACCGAAGCAAGUGUCUGCCUCAGCUAACUGUAGUCCAGCUGAGAGGUUUGCUCUGAUUCCAGCUGCCCCAGCUCUGAAGCAAAUGUUCCCGUCUUUAGCUUGUGCUAGGCUGUUGGCAGAAGCAUUUGCCAGUGUCACUCAGCACUUUUUUGUACUGGAGUCCUCUAUCCCCUUCAUGCUCUCCCACCCAUGGGACAGUAACCAAACUAGCACUUGGUCUGCCUGAUUGAUUUAGGAUGGGCCUGCUCUGGGGAAAACUAACUCAGUGGAAAAGGGCUGGAUACUUUGGGUUGUCUGACUCAUAAGGCUGGUUGCAUUCUGAAGAAAGUUGAUCUAAAUAAAGGCAUGCGUAUGGUUGGUUCCA
Galeopterus variegatus (Sunda flying lemur) is the source of this 3328-nucleotide messenger RNA. RefSeq names its product calpain 3, (p94) (gene CAPN3). Bases 282 to 2744 code for a protein of 820 amino acids. Lineage: Eukaryota; Metazoa; Chordata; Mammalia; Dermoptera; Cynocephalidae. Gene Ontology annotation, cellular component: cytoplasm. The record is from RefSeq and is a predicted model, not a curated record. Gene Ontology annotation, biological process: proteolysis; negative regulation of apoptotic process. The transcript is spliced from 24 exons. Gene Ontology annotation, molecular function: calcium-dependent cysteine-type endopeptidase activity; calcium ion binding.